Messenger RNA from Dovyalis caffra, 1608 nucleotides. The record is from the annotation of a GenBank genome assembly. Lineage: Eukaryota; Viridiplantae; Streptophyta; Magnoliopsida; Malpighiales; Salicaceae.
AUGAUAGAGAAAAAUGGUGAUUCAAUUCCGCACGUCUUGAGUGUAGCCGGUUCCGAUUCCGGUGCUGGUGCAGGAAUCCAAGCCGAUCUCAAGGCUUGUGCCGCGCGCGGAGUGUACUGUUCUACUGUCAUAACUGCUGUUACUGCACAAAACACCCUUGGAGUUCAGGGCGUACAUGACGUUCCUGAGGAUUUUGUCGCUCAGCAGUUGAAGUCUGUGCUUUCAGAUAUGCAAGUUGAUGUGGUUAAAACAGGAGUGCUACCUUCUAUUAGAGUAGUCAAGGUUCUUCUUCAGAGUCUUGCUGAGUUUCCAGUUCGAGCAGCUUUGGUGGUUGAUCCUGUCAUGGUUUCUACAAGUGGAGACGUGCUCGCUGGUUCUUCCAUUCUUUCCAGCUUUCGAGAGGAGCUCUUUCCUAUGGCUGAUAUUGUAACCCCAAAUAUAAAAGAGGCAUCUGCUCUACUUGGUGGCAUACACCUUGAAACAGUUGCUGACAUGUGCAAUGCAGCUAAACUAUUGCAUGCUCUGGGUCCACGGAAAGUUCUCAAGGUUGAAAGAUUAAGGGUUAUUCUACAGGUUAUAGGUGAAGCUUGGGAUGUGUUUCAAAAUGUACUUGUCAAAGGUGGUGACCUUCCUGAUUCUUUGGAUGCUGUUGAUAUCUUCUUUAAUGGUGAACGCUUCUAUGAGCUGCGCUUGUCUCGCAUAAAAACUCGCAAUACUCAUGGUACUGGCUGCACUUUGGCUUCGUGUAUUGCAGCUGAACUGGCAAAAGGUUCUCCAAUGCUCACAUCUGUUAAGGUAGCUAAGCGCUAUGUUGAGACAGCCUUGGAAUAUAGCAAAGAGAUUUUGAUUGGAAAUGGGUCUCAACGCCCCUUCGACCACUCACUAAGGCUUAAGAGUGGUUUUCACAGAAAAGAAGUAUUCAAUCCAAGUGACUUAUUUUUGUAUGCGGUUACAGAUUCUGGGAUGAAUAAAAAGUGGGGACGGUCUAUGGUAGAUGCUGUUGGAGCAGCCAUACAAGGAGGUGCUACCAUUGUUCAAUUGAGGGAGAAGGAUGCUGAAACGCAGGAUUUUUUGGAAACAGCAAAAGCAUGUCUUGCAGUCUGUCGUUCCUAUGGAGUCCCACUAUUGAUAAAUGACCGCAUUGAUGUAGCCCUUGCAAGUGAUGCUGAUGGGGUACAUGUUGGCCAGUCUGACAUGCCUGCUUCUGCGGCUCGCACCCUUCUGGGCCCCGAGAAAAUAAUAGGUGUAUCAUGCAAGACAAUAGAGCAAGCUCAGCAAGCGUGGAUUAGCGGUGCAGACUACAUCGGUUCUGGUGGAGUGUAUUCAACUAACACAAAGGCGAACAAUCCCACUAUCGGUUUGGAUGGGCUAAAAACGGUUUGUUUGGCUUCUAAGCUACCUGUGGUUGCAAUUGGUGGGAUUAAUGCUUCAAAUGCAGGCUCUGUUAUGAAAAUGGAGGUACCAAAUCUGAAAGGCGUUGCGGUUGUUUCAGCUCUAUUUGACAGGGAAAAUGUUUUGACAGAGACAAAGAAGUUGCAUGAUUUAUUAAUGGAGCAUCAUCAUCGAAAAUCAAAUGAAAUCCAUGCACGGCAACUUUCUGGAAAGUGA